Lolium perenne is the source of this 2023-nucleotide messenger RNA. Its product is annotated as protein IQ-DOMAIN 27. NCBI's taxonomy places the organism in Eukaryota, Viridiplantae, Streptophyta, Magnoliopsida, Poales, Poaceae. Gene Ontology annotation, molecular function: protein binding. The record is from RefSeq and is a predicted model, not a curated record.
GCUCGUGUCGCGCGUUUCGGCCUCGGCCGUCGAUCUAUGCCAUCCCUGGCAUCAUCGUUUGUUGCCUUGCGCUCGGCCUCGCAUCCCAGGCGCCGCUGCUGGGGGGCAACUAGGAGGAAUCUUCUCUUCUCCUCACCAAACCCACCCCUCCGCCUGUGAAACGCUGACGCCUACCUUGUUACUGGUGACAGGCCCAACACGCGUCUCCCCCACAAUCCUCUCCUCCCCACGCCGCUCCUCUUCUUCGUGUUUCUUGCACCGUGUUUCCCUGUUUGCCGUCUGAAAAGCUCGUCGUCCCGGAAAACAGGUUUCCUCUUCCGGCCAUCACGCAGGCGACGCCGCUUCUUCUUCUGGAGCCCUGCGAUCUCCCACCAACUCCGCUUCCGUCUUGGCUCUACGCCGCUUCCACUUUUCUGCUUGGGCUCCAGCAGAGCACAACGCCCUCCUUUUCUCAUCUCCUCUCUCGGUUUCCUUCUCUGCCCAGUCCCAUGUUUCCUGGCCGCACACCUCUGUAAAGGCUUCUCCUCUUUUACCACCCCACAAAGCUGAGAAAGAUUUUCUUUUGUUUUUUCCUGCUUGCUUGAGUUCAAAAGCGGGAGUUUUUGCUUUGCUCCAACUGCUGUUUCAAAUCGCUCACGGUGCCCCCCAAAAGCUUCUCCAGCUUCCUAGUUUUUGCUCCGGCUUUUCAGCUUUCGACAACUCGUUUCCACAGAUAGGCGUGCUUGGUCAUGGGGCGCGCCAUGAGAUGGCUCAAGAAGGUACUCACCGGCGGAAAGAAGGAAGGGGACCGGGACCGGGGCAAGGACCAGAGUGCCGCAGUCGCCAGCGCCGUGGUCGCGCCCAUCGAGAGGAGGAGGUGGAGCUUCGCCAAGGCCAGGAGCAGCGUCGCCGACGCCAGCCGGAGGCCCUCCGUCACAGCCGUCGUCGCAGGGGAGCUCUACCAGGUCAGGCCGUGCGGCUGCGGCCAGGACCGCCACGUCGAGGCCGCCAUCCUCAUCCAGAAGGCCUUCAGAGGAUACCUGGCUCGGAAGGCGCUCCGUGCUCUGAAAUCGCUCGUCAAGCUCCAGGCUCUGGUGCGAGGCUACCUCGUGCGGAGGCAGACGGCCAGGACGCUGCACCGGCUCCAGGCGCUCAUGAGGCUCCAGGCCUCCUCGCACGCUCUCAAGAACCCGUCGUCACGGAGAUCCAUCGAACAAGAGCGGAAGACGUCGCUGCCGGUGACGCACCGCCGGAGGCUGUCGGAGGGGGGCGACGCCGGCUUCGACCGCAGCCCUCGGAUCGUGGAGAUGGACACGUGCCAGCUGCGGUGCCGGUCGUCCCGCAUCCCUGGCCGGUACGCCGCCGCCGACCCGCACUCCGCUCCGCCGGUGGCCUCCCCGCUCCACUACUUCUGCAAGCCGCCGUCGCGCCUCCAGCUCCGUGAGCUCGAACAGCGGGAGCUGCCCAAGACGACCCACAACACGCCUCGCCUCAGCGUCGGCGCGCUCCCGGCCGUGGGCGGCUCGCCGGCGAAGGCCCGGCCCUCCUGCGGCGGCGGGCGGGAGUCCAACAGCCCGCGGUACAUGGCGGACACGGCCUCCUCCGUGGCGCGCACGCGGUGCCACAGCGCGCCGCGGCAGCGUCACGCCGCGCCAGGCGAACCAAAGCCAGCUGCGCUUGGGCGCGCCGUGUCCAGGAAGACGAUGCCGCCGCAGCAGUACCAGCAGACGCAGGACAGCUUCAGCUUUCAGAGCUCGGAGGCCACGAGCCGCGUGGAGGAUUACUCGGAGAUCAGCGACGAGGUGACCAGAGACUACUACCUCGACCAGCUCUGGUGAUCGUUCGAUCGCUCGCUCAUCUGGGCGGCGCUACUGAUUAGGGAAACAAUUUUAACAUCAUCUUGGUAUAUAUUAGUACGAGUAGUAUUUAGGAUUAACCGAUGCUUAGUUCAUGGCACCACAUUAUCUUCAUGAGAUAUACUGCCAGUGUAGCUCAAGCAUGCCAAAAGAUCGAGAAGGGAAUAAAUAUCCGUUCUUCUGCUAAA